This is a messenger RNA of Fomitopsis serialis, 1729 nucleotides long. RefSeq names its product P-loop containing nucleoside triphosphate hydrolase protein. NCBI's taxonomy places the organism in Eukaryota, Fungi, Basidiomycota, Agaricomycetes, Polyporales, Fomitopsidaceae. The record is from RefSeq and is a predicted model, not a curated record. Gene Ontology annotation, molecular function: ATP binding; ADP binding; proton-transporting ATP synthase activity, rotational mechanism. Bases 55 to 1599 code for a protein of 514 amino acids. The transcript has 8 exons. Gene Ontology annotation, biological process: proton motive force-driven ATP synthesis; proton transmembrane transport.
GACUAACGUCAACGAACGACCCCUCGUCCUCGUCUUCCACCUUCCUUCUCCCCCAUGCACAGAGUCGCCCUCAGAAACUCUUUGCGCGCAGCCGCGCUGGCCGCUCCCCGGGUGCCUGCAUCUGAGGUGUCUUCAAUUCUCGAGUCCCGCAUAGCUGGCUCUUCUGUGGGCGCGAACGUCGAGGAGACAGGCCGCGUGCUGAGCGUCGGUGACGGUAUUGCACGUGUAUGGGGUCUGAGAAAUGUCCAGGCCGAGGAGAUGGUGGAAUUCAGCUCUGGCGUCCGCGGCAUGUGCUUGAACUUGGAAGCUGACAACGUCGGUGUGUCCAUCUUCGGUAACGAUCGUCUCAUCAAGGAGGGCGACACCGUCAAGCGUACCGGCCAAAUUGUCGACGUUCCCGUCGGCCCCGAGAUCCUUGGCCGUGUCGUUGACGCACUCGGCAACCCCAUUGACGGCAAGGGUCCCAUCAACACGUCCGAACGUCGCCGUGCUUCGCUCAAGGCCCCUGGUAUCCUGCCCCGUCGCUCGGUCAACCAGCCUAUGAUGACUGGUAUUAAGCCUAUCGACGCCAUGGUUCCCAUCGGCCGUGGCCAGCGUGAGCUGAUCAUCGGUGACCGUCAGACUGGCAAGACGGCUGUGGCCAUUGACACCAUCCUCAACCAGAAGAGGUGGAAUGAUGGCCAGGACGAGGAGAAGAAACUCUACUGUGUCUACGUUGCUAUCGGCCAGAAGCGUUCCACCGUCGCCCAGCUCGUCAAGACUCUUGAGGAGAACGAUGCCAUGAAGUACACUAUCAUCGUUGCUGCCACUGCGUCGGAGGCUGCUCCUCUCCAGUACCUCGCUCCCUUCUCGGGUUGUGCUAUGGGUGAAUGGUUCCGUGACAAUGGCAAGCACGCUCUAAUCAUCUACGACGACUUGUCUAAGCAGGCCGUCGCCUAUCGUCAGAUGUCGCUGCUGCUCCGUCGUCCCCCCGGUCGUGAGGCUUACCCCGGUGAUGUCUUCUACCUUCACUCUCGUCUCCUCGAGCGUGCGGCGAAGAUGAGCGAGAAAUUCGGCGGCGGUUCCCUCACUGCUCUCCCCAUCAUUGAGACCCAGGGUGGUGAUGUGUCCGCGUACAUUCCCACGAACGCUGAGCUGUUCUUCCGUGGUGUCCGUCCCGCCAUCAACGUCGGUCUGUCCGUGUCCCGUGUCGGUUCGGCCGCACAGACCAAGGUCAUGAAGAAGUUCGCGGGUUCGCUCAAGCUCUACCUUGCGCAGUACCGUGAAGUCGCUGCCUUCGCUCAGUUCGGUUCCGAUCUUGAUGCGUCGACUCGCUUCCUGCUCUCUCGUGGUGCUCGUUUGACUGAGCUGCUCAAGCAAGGGCAGUACCAGCCAUUGUCGAUGGAGAUCCAGGUCCCCAUCAUCUACGCCGGUGUCAACGGUCUUCUCGACGCUGUCCCCGUCGACAAGAUUACGAAGUGGGAGGCUGAGUUCCGCCAGCACCUGACGUCGGCACAGAGCGCGCUCCUGCAAGAGAUCGCCGGCGGCCAGAUCACGCCCGAGCUCGAGUCGAAGAUCAAGAAGGUCGUCGAGGACCACGUUUCGUCGUUCACGUCGUAGAGGACCCUCGGUAGUGGCAGUAGAAUGCGAUGAUCCAGCAACAAAAUUCUAGUUUUAUCUUAUCCGUACCUGCGUCUUUCAGUGUUGCAAUGAGAUAGGACGAUGCUAUACUCGUCUAAUUGUGCUCGAA